UACCAACAACUUUACUCAUCAUAUAUAUAUAUAAAUAAUCGAAUUUAAUAAUAAGUAAUAAGUAGUAACAAUGAGUCCAAUUUGGAGGAGGCUAUAAUAGCGUGGAAAACAUUGGAUAUAUCCUAACACAUCAAACACAGAUCGAUGGAUAGGAAAAAGAAUGAUUUAUUAUGUUACAUUAAUUUUGAAGAAAGUGGCGACUCUGAUGAAGUUGAUAUGGAUAGAUCAGUGAAUGAUGAUGAUGAUGAUAAUGACGAUGCUCUGUCUUGCAGCUACGACGGAUCUGAUCAUAUUAAUGAUGCUGAUUUGAUGAAUGAUGAGAAGAAAUCUGUUAAUUAUGGAAGAUCGUAUUGUGAAGAAGAUGAAGAAGAGAAUGAGAUAGAACAACAGAAAUCGUAUGUAUCUUAUGAUUCAGGACAUGAGUCGAUGGAUGAGAUGGAAAAGAAUAGGCAGUUCUGGGAAGCUUGCUUGGCAUCUUAAUUAGCCUUCUCUCCUCUAUCCCUAGAUCACUCACUUUUCCUGUUCACCAUUUUCUUUUUAAUAGUAAAACACAAUUUCAGUUGAUAACAAUAUUGAUAUUUACUGUUGAGUUAGAGAAAACUUUUAAUUAGUUUA
Molecule: messenger RNA, 615 nt
Organism: Cicer arietinum (chickpea)
Lineage: Eukaryota; Viridiplantae; Streptophyta; Magnoliopsida; Fabales; Fabaceae
Source: RefSeq, a predicted model, not a curated record